This is a messenger RNA of Lachancea lanzarotensis, 2439 nucleotides long. It is a transcript of the gene VTC5, whose product is annotated as LALA0S07e07184g1_1. Lineage: Eukaryota; Fungi; Ascomycota; Saccharomycetes; Saccharomycetales; Saccharomycetaceae. Gene Ontology annotation, biological process: vacuolar transport; vacuole fusion, non-autophagic; microautophagy. The transcript has a single exon. The record is from RefSeq and is a predicted model, not a curated record. Bases 1 to 2439 code for a protein of 812 amino acids. Gene Ontology annotation, cellular component: vacuolar transporter chaperone complex; fungal-type vacuole membrane.
AUGAAAUUUGGAUCUCAAAUACAAGACCGGUCUGUGCCGGAGUGGCGUUUGAACAACAUAGACUACAAAAGCUUGAAGGAGGCUGUCAAGAAAGUUACAACAUUCAGACCAGAUAAGGAAAUAACGGACAGCUGGGAAACAGACAAGGAAUUAAAAUGGCUGUACAAAAUUUUUGUGGCGCAGUUUCGCAACAUCAACGCCUUUGUGAGCCUCAAGAUCAAAGAGGCUUCCACCAGGUUGGUUUCCGUGCAGUCAUCGAUUGUCAGGUUGCAACAGAACGCUGCUGGACCGACGAAAAGAAACUUGCACAGACAGUUGGGACUUAUCCAUCUGCAUCUAAACAGCUCUAACACUGAGCUUCUGAGAAUAUGCCGUUUUCUGAUCUUGCAGAAAAUCGCACUUCGCAAGCUCUUCAAAAAACUACUCAAAUAUUAUCCCUACGAGCAAGCCAAAGCUGAAGGGCUAGUACAGGCACUGAAGACGUGUCCGGAGCUCAUAGAGGGCGAAGACGGGAUCGUUUUCACUACUGUCGAUCUCGACCCGUAUUUGCUCGAGAUUUCACUCAUAGUGGACGUUAUGCAGGAACUUGAGCAGGUACGAACAAAACAGGACCACAACGAUAAGAGUUCUGAGCAGCAUGAUGUCUCAAAAAGCAUGUCCACAGAGCCUGCAUCUCGGAAAUCCAGCUCUCAAGUGGAUUUCGAUGCCUCAUUCUUGGGCAAAGCUACCCGACUUCAAUCUUUCUUAGUUUCCGAAGAAACCGUUUCUCAAGCUAAAUUCUUACUGCUGCAGCUUGGGUUCCACGUUGUCGACGACGAAAUGCAUACUGUGUCACAGCAGAGUGUCCAAAACGCAAGUCCGACAAACUUGGCAAGCUUAGCUGCCACCGGAAGAUCGCCACGCUCCUUCCAGGACCUACGUUCAGCACUAGAGGCUGAUCAAAAAAAUGUUCAAGCCGUAACCGCAUCAGCCGAAUUCAAAAGUUCCCAUCCAGUGUCACUUACCCUUUUCGACACAGAACCGAUCCCAAAUUUCUUGGGUAAUGAUGCUGCGAACCAGUAUCCGAACAUUGCGAUCAAGUGCGCUGAUUCGGAAGAUUGCGUGUUGAUGUGCCAUGUUGGAGGGCUGAGAAAUCAUAUCCUUUCUGAGAAAAUGCCUUUUGAAGCAUUUCAAAGGGCUUUACAUGGUCAUUCGGUUGAACAUGACAACUCUUUGGACUUGACACCAAAAAAUAAGCUGUGUCUCGACUGGAUAAGAUCUCAUCCAAUGGAUGUGUGCAGUCCCAAAAUCUCAACAAAAAGAACGCGCUUCUUGAAACCACGGACAGACAAAGAAAACGAAUACCUGAUAUGCGUGGACGAAGAUAUCGUACUGAACCAAUCAGAGAAAGUACCACAUGCGCUUCUUGAAAUAAGGUCAUCUCCCACAAAUGUGGUCAUUAGAAAACCGAAGAGUGACCAAUUUAUCAUUUCUUUGAUCGAGAAAUUUUUGGAGUUCAACCUGCAGUGUUAUCCACUGGCCAAGGACCUAACCUUAUGGAAGUUGAUGUACAUGGUCCAGGAAUCCCAAUCCACCGAGUCUUCGUUAUUGUCCAGCAUACGUCACGAUCUAGAUCCGCUAACCAGCGAUAACUUCUUUAGAGCGGGUUCCACUGAGCUUGCGAGCAUAGUCUCUAAAAACGAGGAAAAUAAACCAGAGUUGGGUCGUAAGAAAACCACUAAUGCCUCCAAAAGUAGUGGUUCUGUAGCUUCAGGUACUUCGCCACUCAAAGUUAGAUACUGGAACGAGUUUGAUGACGGUGACGAAGCAGGUCAACACAUGGGAGGCUUCUACCUUGAUGAGGAAUCUCAAACUGAUCAUGAUGGCCCUAAGGGAUUCAUAAGAUUUGAUAAGAAUUUCGUCAACGCCGUUUACGAUUUAUCCGAAAAAUUGCGAAGUUUCCCGACAUUCACUCAAUCUGCGGAACAAAGACCUUUGCUGGUAGACAGUCUUCAUGGGCCAUCACUAGGAAGCGUCACCACAUUGAGCACCAUGGAUACCUCACAAAGUGCGAAGAGAGACUUUGACCGCUAUAUGGGAUAUACAGCGCAGCAAGAAGAGAGCGACUAUGUUUACGAAUUUAAACACGAUCACGUUGUCACUCUGUUUUAUAUGACUUCCCUACUGAUAUCCUGCAUUACAUCCGGAAUUUCUCUGGGAAUUGUGGUAUCCCUCUUCCGCGAGUUAAAUGAUGGGGGGUUAACGCUAGGUCCCACCACCACUGUGGCUAGCAUUAUCAUCAUGACACUACUACUUUCCCUAGUAUUGAGCUGUAUGAGUCUUCUGCUACUGUUCAGUCGACUUCAGAUGGCGCCAUGGUGGCACUACGUAAGUUGCUCCUUCAUCUUCCUCAUCGUUGCAUGUACCGUCUGUUACGGCCUGAUAGAAAUAUUUCUGUAA